AUGACGAACCCCCCACCCCAGAAACCCUUCGACCUCGCCAUCAUCGGCGGCGGCAUAACGGGCGUGAUCCUGGCCAUCGCGCUGACGGGCCGCAACAUCCGCUGCACCGUCUACGAGCAGGCGGGCGCGUUCGGGGAGAUCGGCGCGGGCGUCGGCGUCCACCCGGGCGCGGCGCGCGCCCUGGGCCACUGCGACCCGCGCCUCCUGGACGCGCUCGAGCGCGUGUCCACCUUCAACGCCUGGCCGGACAAGAGGCGCACGUGGUUCGACGUCCUCGACGGCACGGCGGGCACGCCGGCGCCGGAGCUGGACGCCCUGUUCGCCGUCGUCGGCGAGGAGGGAGAGGGCGCGGCGCCGCCGGCGAGGGCGGCGCAUCGGGCGAGGUUCAUGGAUGGGAUGGUCGGGCUGCUGCCGGAUGGGGUGGCGCGGUUUGGGAAGCGGUUGAGGGACGUGGUGGAUGAUCGGGAGGGGUCGGGGAAGAUGCUCAUCCGGUUCUUGGACGGGUCCGUCGCCGAGGCGGAUGCGGUGCUGGGGUGCGAUGGCGUCAAGUCGCGGACGAGGGAGAUUGUGGUCGGCGGGGAGGACAAGCCGGGUGCCAAGUGCGGGUAUAGCUACAAGUAUGCGUACCGCGGGUUGAUCCCCAUGAAGGACGCCGUCGAGGCGCUGGGGUCCGAGAAGGCGGAGAAUUGCGCCCUGUGGAUGGGACAGGACCGCCAUGUCUUAACUUUCCCGGUCAACCACGGGGCGACGCUGAACAUGGUCGCGUUCGUCACGGACAAGAAGGAAUGGCCCAGCGACGUGAACCUGACACUGCCGGCCACCCGUGAAGAGGCGUUGGCCGACUUUGAGGGCUUCGGGCCCAACGUCAUGAAGCUGAUAGGGAUGACGGAGGAGAAGCAGGACCGGUGGGGCCUCUUCGACCUCGUGGACAACCCGCUCUCAACGUUCUACAAGGGCCGCGUGUGCCUCGUGGGCGACUCGGCCCACGCGAGCACGCCGCACCACGGGGCCGGGGCUGGGUUCUGCAUCGAGGACGUGGCGGUGCUCGCGUCGCUGCUCGCCGACGACGCCGUCAAGGGCCCCGACGACCUCGAGGCCGUGUUUGCGGCCUACGACGCCAUCCGCCGCGAGAGGGACCAGUGGCUGGUUCGGAGCAGCAGGAGGGCUGCCGAUGUGUAUGAGUGGCGGGAGCUGGGGAGGGACUUUGAUGCCAUCCAUAAGGAUAUGCAGGAGAGGCAGGAGUAUAUCUGGGGGGUUGAUAUGGAGAAGCAGAUUGAAGAGGCGCGGCAGGAUUUGAGAAAGCGGCUGGGUGUGGACCUCUAG
Molecule: messenger RNA, 1323 nt
Organism: Phialemonium atrogriseum
Lineage: Eukaryota; Fungi; Ascomycota; Sordariomycetes; Cephalothecales; Cephalothecaceae
Product: salicylate 1-monooxygenase sala
Exons: 3
Coding region: 1-1323 (440 amino acids)
Biological process (GO): secondary metabolite biosynthetic process
Molecular function (GO): FAD binding
Source: RefSeq, a predicted model, not a curated record